UGCAGUGCUAGGCCACGCCUGUGUCCUGGGGAGAGCCUGGAGCAAGCAUGGAUCAAGACGCCAUGGGCAACGUUGUCCUGUUGGCUAUUGUUACCCUCAUCAGCGUGGUCCAGAACGCGUUCUUUGCCCACAAGGUGGAGCACGAAAGCAAGACCCAGAAUGGGCGGAGCUUCCAGAGGACGGGAACACUCGCCUUUGAGCGCGUCUACACUGCCAACCAGAACUGUGUGGACGCAUACCCUACAUUUCUUGUGGUGCUCUGGACCGCUGGGCUUCUUUGUAGCCAAGUUCCUGCCGCCUUUGCUGGACUGAUGUACUUGUUUGUGAGGCAAAAGUAUUUCGUGGGCUAUCUGGGGGAGAGAACUCAGAGCACCCCUGGCUACAUAUUUGGGAAGCGCAUCAUCCUGUUCCUGUUCCUCAUGUCUCUUGCUGGUAUACUGAACCACUACCUCAUCCUACUUUUUGGAAGUGACUUUGAAAACUACAUAAAGACCAUAACCACUACCAUUUCCCCUCUCCUCCUCAUUCCCUGACAUGGCUGAGUUCAGGGCUGGCACUCUCAACUGAUCAAUACCUAGAAGCCGUCAUAACUCAACCCUUUGCAGGAUUUAGCUUCUCUUUAGAUAGCUGUAAAUCUGAUGGUCAUGUGGGCUUCACAGCUUGAGUUAACCUUGCUUUUCUGGGAAGAAAAGAAAUGGUGGCCCCAGAUUUAUUAUUCAAACCCAUUUUGUAUGUUUCAUGAUGUAUCAUUCUUUUUAAAGAUGCCCUGUAACCAUGUAUGUUUUCCUAAAAUAAA
Molecule: messenger RNA, 796 nt
Organism: Octodon degus (degu)
Lineage: Eukaryota; Metazoa; Chordata; Mammalia; Rodentia; Octodontidae
Gene: Alox5ap
Product: arachidonate 5-lipoxygenase activating protein
Exons: 5
Coding region: 48-533 (161 amino acids)
Biological process (GO): leukotriene biosynthetic process
Cellular component (GO): nuclear envelope; membrane; endoplasmic reticulum
Molecular function (GO): glutathione transferase activity; enzyme activator activity; glutathione peroxidase activity
Source: RefSeq, a predicted model, not a curated record